Alligator sinensis (Chinese alligator) is the source of this 524-nucleotide messenger RNA. RefSeq names its product translocase of outer mitochondrial membrane 22 (gene TOMM22). Gene Ontology annotation, biological process: intracellular protein transport. The transcript is spliced from 5 exons. The coding region runs from base 1 to 435 and encodes 144 amino acids. Lineage: Eukaryota; Metazoa; Chordata; Crocodylia; Alligatoridae. Gene Ontology annotation, cellular component: mitochondrial outer membrane. The record is from RefSeq and is a predicted model, not a curated record.
AUGGCAGAACGCCCGGUCUCUCAGUCAUGGCGGCCCGUGAGCCCCGAGGACCUGCUGCCCAAGGGCGGCGCGGGCAAGGCCGAGGAGCUGGAGGAGGAGCUGGACGAUGACGACGACGACGAGCUGGACGAGACGCUGAGCGAGCGCCUGUGGGGCCUGACCGAGAUGUUUCCGGACCGCGUGCGCGCCGCGGCCGGCGCCACCUUCCACCUCUCCCUCUCCGUGGCCCAGAAGAUGUACAGAUUCUCUCGGGCGGCGCUGUGGAUCGGCACCACGUCCUUCAUGAUCCUGGUACUCCCCGUUGUAUUUGAGACUGAGAAACUGCAAAUGGAGCAGCAGCAGCAGCUGCAGCAGCGACAGAUACUUCUAGGGCCCAACACAGGACUGUCCGGAGGAAUGCCAGGGGCUCUGCCUCCACUUUCUGGAAAGAUUUAACUUUUCAGAAGCUGCACUGGAUCCAUAUCCUAUUGGAAGACCUUGAAAUUACAUUUGAACUGUUGAGUUGUCCAGCCAGGGCACUUUUU